This is a messenger RNA of Guillardia theta CCMP2712, 969 nucleotides long. RefSeq lists its product as hypothetical. Gene Ontology annotation, molecular function: small GTPase binding; GTPase activator activity. The record is from RefSeq and is a predicted model, not a curated record. The transcript is spliced from 3 exons. Gene Ontology annotation, biological process: nucleocytoplasmic transport; activation of GTPase activity. Lineage: Eukaryota; Cryptophyceae; Pyrenomonadales; Geminigeraceae. Gene Ontology annotation, cellular component: perinuclear region of cytoplasm; nucleus; cytosol. Bases 1 to 969 code for a protein of 322 amino acids.
AUGAACUGGUUUCCUUCCUCCUUCAAAGAGACACAGGACCAAGGUGCUCAGUCUCAACCCUGUCCUCCGCAAACAACUAGCUGGAGGGUAGGAGGAGGAUCGGCUUCAGUCCAUGCCGUACUCCAGGCUUUGAACGAUGGGAACGGACAAGUGGACGUCUGGGGUCAGGGGUUGAGCGAUGAGGAGAUCGCGACGUUACUGGAAGAGGUGAGAAGGAGAGACGACGUGAAGGUCUUGGAGCUGGGGAGGAACAAGGUCGGCCCAAAGUCCAUCAUCGCUCUUCAAGGACUCGUCGCCUCCUCCCAGUCGUUGACCAGCUUGCGCUUGAGCGGCUGUCUCCUCGGCGACGGGGGAGUGCAUCGGGUGUCACAUGCGUUGGAGGAGGGCGGCUGCUUACGGGAGCUGUUCCUGGACUGCAACAGGGCGACGGACGAGAGCGCGCAUGCUUUAGAGCGAAUCCUCCUCUCCUGCUCCAUGCUGACGUCGAUGAACGUGGCGAAUAACCUCCUGACGUCGAGUGGGAUAGCACACGUCGUGAAGGCGCUGAGAGAGAGCAAGAGGAGCGUCACUGCUCUGAACCUGAGGAGAAACUCCAUCUGUGACAAGGGGGUGCACGCGAUUAGCCAGCUGUUGAAGGUGAAGGGCUGCCCCCUGACUUGUCUCGACAUGGCUGAGAACCAGGUGUGCGACAAGGGAGCUCUGUUCCUCGGGAAGAGCUUGAGCGUCAACGAGUCGCUGCAGGAGCUGUUUCUGCACGGCAACCACCUUGAAAUAGAGGGUGUCCGAGCCAUGGGGCAGUACGUCGGCAACAACUCCACCCUCCUCCGUGUCACCCUGACGUCGGCCGAGGACACGGUCGAUGUGCAGGUGGGAGACAGCUUCCUUGCUCUUGCCGUCCUGACGGGGGCUGAUGAGAGCAGCACUUCCGCCUGUCCCCGUCGAUCACGCUGGACUAUCAGCAUGUCAUGA